AAAUUACCUUUUUUUCCUGCUUCCUUUUACUUACUUGUAUUCUCUUCUUCUUCUUCUUCUUCUUCUUCAUUCUUCAUCACAAAGAUUCAGAAACGGUCUUCGUCUCUUCAAAUCCCUAAGAUUCCAAAAAAAACAAAAGAUAAUCAAAUCAAUCAAGCUAUGCAAGACCCUUCGUCACGACCCGCUACAGGUUACCCAUACCCGUAUCCAUACCCGAAUCCACAGCAACCACCCGCCGCUUCCACCAACGGCUACCCUAACCCCGGAGCCGCUGCUUACCCUUACCAAAACCAUAACCCAUACUAUGCUCCCCAACCGAAUCCACGCGCCGUCCUUUUCCGUCGUCUCUUCAUCGUCUUCAUGGCCUUUCUCCUAAUCUUAGGCCUCAUUCUCUUCAUCUUCUUCCUCGUCGUCCGUCCUCAGUUACCAGACGUUUACCUUAACUCCCUCUCCGUCUCCAAUUUCAACGUUUCCAACAACCAAGUCUCUGGUAAAUGGGAUCUUCAGGCCCAGAUUCGAAACCCUAAUUCCAAGAUGUCACUCUACUACGACUCUCUUGGUUGCCUUCUCUAUUAUCACCGUGCACCUCUGUCUGAUACGAGGCUACCGCCGUUUUCUCAAGGGAAGAAGGAUCAGACGGUGGUUAACGCUACGCUCUCUGUUUCGGGGACUUAUGUUGAAGGUCGCUUGGCUGAUGCUAUUGCUAAAGAGAGAGGUGCCAAAGGAAGCGUUGAGUUUGAUUUGAGGAUGGGCUCUUUUGUUACUUUCCGGUACGGUGCUUUCCGGAGGAGGAGAUAUGUUUCUGUUUAUUGCGAUGAUGUUCCGGUUGGUGUUCCCCUCACUAGUGGCUCAGGGAAGAUGGUUGGUCCGGCUAUGAGAUGCAAAACUUAUUGAGCUUAGUGAGUGACUUUGUGAGUUUGUUUCUUCUCUUAGGGGAUUAUAUUUACUUAACCAAUAUUUUGAUUCUCAAUAUAUCAAUUCCUUGUAAAUCGUCUAUGUUCUUUUCAAUUUGGAUGAUGGAAUGAAAGUAAAAAAAUUCAGCUUUUCUAGCUUUCUCAUUA
Messenger RNA from Capsella rubella, 1061 nucleotides. Its product is annotated as NDR1/HIN1-like protein 10. The coding region runs from base 160 to 894 and encodes 244 amino acids. The record is from RefSeq and is a predicted model, not a curated record. The transcript has a single exon. NCBI's taxonomy places the organism in Eukaryota, Viridiplantae, Streptophyta, Magnoliopsida, Brassicales, Brassicaceae. Gene Ontology annotation, cellular component: plasma membrane.